This is a messenger RNA of Epinephelus moara (kelp grouper), 6319 nucleotides long. RefSeq names its product v-src avian sarcoma (Schmidt-Ruppin A-2) viral oncogene homolog (gene src). Gene Ontology annotation, molecular function: growth factor receptor binding; non-membrane spanning protein tyrosine kinase activity; ATP binding. Gene Ontology annotation, biological process: innate immune response; bone resorption; progesterone receptor signaling pathway. The coding region runs from base 418 to 2076 and encodes 552 amino acids. Gene Ontology annotation, cellular component: extrinsic component of cytoplasmic side of plasma membrane. The transcript is spliced from 14 exons. Lineage: Eukaryota; Metazoa; Chordata; Actinopteri; Perciformes; Serranidae. The record is from RefSeq and is a predicted model, not a curated record.
AAAAUCACCUCCCAGUGUUUUGGUCUUGAUUUGGUGUUCCUGCACGGAAGCCGACUGUGUGGAAAACCUGCAGCUUCACAUCUGUGAUCGGGAAUCCUGCUAUUUCCACUUCAUGUGACCGAUUGAUGCGUGACUGAAAGAUGUUUUCUGAGCCUCGGAGUCAUUCCCCGUCAUGACCUCACCGGGCCGCCCCUCCAGUUGAAUGGGAUUCCUCAUCGCCUUCCUGUCGCUCGUCUUGGCACCGACUGUCUCUGCUGCUGCUGCCGCCGCUGCUCCAAACACCCUGAUUUUAGGAUCUGUGAGCUUUUUGCUUCCUCUGAUCAGUUCAUUGAUGGUUUGAUGCGACACCAGCCUGUCUGAUCGUCAGAAGAGCGACGACGCCAAAUCUCUGGUAGCCUGCGCGUCAGGGCCUUGGCCAUGGGGGGAUCCAAGAGUAAGCCCAAGGAUGUUGGUCAGCGAACCCGCAGCCUCGAUGGCAACCUCAGCUCUGGUGGAGGGGCUGGCGGCCACCACCACAGCUCCAAUCAGCAGUCCUUAACACCCAAUCGUAGCCCUACUAUGGAUGGAGGACUGGGUGGUAAUCAGUCUAUGACCAAUAAUGCAGAGCUGGCCCUGUUUGGAGGCGUGGACAAUAACAGCGUCACCUCUCCCAACAGAAUCACACUAGCAGGAGGUGUGACGACCUUCGUGGCGUUGUAUGACUACGAGUCCAGAACGGCCUCAGACCUCUCCUUCAGGAAGGGUGAACGCCUCCAGAUAGUCAACAACACGAGGAAGGUGAACUGCAGGGAAGGCGACUGGUGGCUGGCGCGCUCCCUGACCACUGGAGAGAGCGGUUAUAUCCCCAGCAAUUAUGUGGCUCCAUCUGACUCCAUCCAGGCAGAAGAUCAUCUCAGACUGACUCUAGAGUCCAGGUGGUACUUUGGCAAAAUCACUCGCCGCGACUCGGAGAGGCUGCUGCUAAGUUUAGAGAACAGGAGGGGGACUUUCCUGGUGCGAGAGAGUGAGACCACCAAAGGUGCCUACUGUCUGUCUGUAUUGGACUAUGAUAACACCAAAGGGCUGAAUGUGAAGCACUACAAGAUCAGGAAGCUGGACAGCGGAGGCUUCUACAUCACAUCACGCACGCAGUUCAGUAACCUGCAGCAGCUUGUCAGCCACUAUCGCAAGCAUGCUGAUGGACUGUGUCACAGUCUAACAGACAUCUGUCCUGUGCUGAAGCCUCAGACUCAGGGCUUAUCCAAGGACGCCUGGGAGAUCCCAAGAGAGUCUCUCCGUCUUGACCUCAAGCUCGGGCAGGGCUGCUUUGGAGAGGUGUGGAUGGGAACAUGGAACGGUACAACACGGGUGGCUAUAAAGACUCUGAAGCCCGGCACUAUGUCCCCUGAGGCCUUCCUCCAAGAAGCUCAGGUCAUGAAGAAACUGAGACAUGAAAAGCUGGUUCAGCUCUACGCCGUGGUGUCCGAGGAGCCGAUCUACAUCGUCACAGAAUACAUGGGACAAGGUAGCUUACUGGAUUUCCUGAAAGGUGACAUGGGUAAGAUUCUCCGCCUCCCCCAGCUGGUGGACAUGGCCUCACAGAUUGCUUCAGGGAUGGCUUAUGUGGAGAGGAUGAACUAUGUGCACAGAGACCUGAGAGCUGCGAACAUCCUGGUGGGAGAUAACCUGGUUUGUAAAGUGGCUGAUUUUGGUCUGGCUCGCCUCAUUGAGGAUAAUGAGUAUACUGCCAGGCAAGGAGCCAAGUUUCCCAUCAAGUGGACGGCUCCUGAGGCUGCUCUGUACGGCCGCUUCACCAUUAAAUCUGAUGUCUGGUCAUUUGGGGUCCUGCUGACUGAACUGGCCACUAAAGGCCGAGUGCCCUAUCCAGGUAUGGUGAACCGGGAGGUGUUAGACCAGGUGGAGCGUGGCUACAGGAUGCCGUGCCCAGCAGAGUGCCCCGAAUCCCUGCAUGAGCUCAUGCUGACCUGCUGGAGAAAAGAGCCCGAGGAGAGGCCCACCUUUGAGUACCUGCAGGGCUUCCUGGAGGAUUACUUCACCUCCACGGAGCCUCAGUACCAGCCAGGAGAGAACCUGUAACUGGGCUGAACGUGUGAAACGUGCAUGCGUCAUGCAUGUGCAAAACAGAGCAUGUGCAUCUACUUCAGAGUGCAUGGACAAGUAUGUGUGAGGGUAUGUAUGUACAGUGUAACGGGGCAGAAAGCCGACUGCAUUCUGGGUACAAUCAGUAACUCUCUGACAUGGAGGAGUAUCAGUGGGACAUCAAACCAAUCAGCAACAUUCAGUUCCUGCCUCUUUCCAAAGUCAUUGUCACGCUCUCAGCUCUGAGGGGCUGUUUUUAAUUAAAAGACUAAACUGUGGUAUUAUUUUGAGUUGAUCAUACGGUACUGUGUUAUUUUUGUUUGUCAGUCAAUCAACACCCGACACACCCAAGCGGGUCUUUCUACCUUCUUUGUGUUUGAACAGCCCGAAUAAUAUACAUUCCCCAUGCACUCUUCCUGUGUUAACUCACCUGGCUGAUCUUGUUGCCAGCUUCAACACUGCAACUGACUGUGGCAUAAAAGACUGCAUACUGGUCAAACAAGGGAGGAUGAAUGUUGGAUACAAGUGUUGUCCUGCUGAAAGCAUCACUUCAGGAUGUCUAUUUUUUACUGCGUUUCCUUUGGGACACCAUUUGAAACAGUCUGUCUUCCAUUUUGCCACUUGAGAAGCAACUGUUUGGGAACGUACAAUAAUUUUGCCAGGAUAUUGUGGGUUUUAUUUUCUUAAUAGACCUGGAUCAACUGGAAUAUAUUCAGGUGAACGAUUUUAUUUUAUAGCAAUGCUUCCCCUGUGCAACAUUUCGGCUAGUUUCCCAACUGCUGUGAGAUUUAGUAGGAGACUAACACCCUUGAUUCUCGUAAGAGUGUGCAGUCUCACUCGCCGAAUUGGUUUAUCGCUGUUACCAACAUACAGCUCAACUCAAAGAAGAGAUGAGGCAGCGUCUGCCUCUCUAUUUUCUAAUUGUGACUUUUCUUACAAAAACAAAAUGGCUACUGAUCACCAACAGUCAUCUCAGGAUGGAGAAGACUAGAUUUCUGCUGCAAGGAUUUUUGUGCCAAUGAAAUUCUCUUUUGUACUCUCUUCUACUGUGUAAAAGUGUAUUUUACUACUCUACUUUUCUUACAAUGAAGUUUGAGUUGUGUAAGCAGUUCUUCUUCAUAAAGGAAUAAUCCACUGUUUUGAGAUCCUGCGCCUGUGUAGAGUACCAGCCGGCCCACCAGCAUUGGUUUCAAGGUGCUGAUUUGUUUUCAAGCGUUCAAAUUAAAAUCAGGUGAAUCUUCUUUCAUGUUUCCUCUCAGUUCUGACCUUCAUUAAAGCUGGGGUAGGCAGAAAUCUGGAAAAGGCAAAAAAAAAAAAAAAUUGAAAAUACACCCUCUUCCUGCAGCUCUCCCAUCUCUAUCCUAAGCCCCUCCAGAUGACCACGGGCAUAUGCACGCACUUUAAACAGUAACCCAGUGUUUCCAAUACUGAAUAUUGUGUAUUUACUCAGCACCUCCCUGCGCUUCUCUCUCUGUGUUUAUCAGACCACACAUGAGACAAGACAUUAGCCACCCACCGUCCCUCCGCCUUGCUGCCCGCCACUGUGGACUGUAUCCCCGGGAGGAAAACAGGCAGCAGCUCAGGAGAUGAAUCCUCGGUUGUCAGCAGUAGCUGCUCGAACAUGGCCAGGACAAACUCCCCAGUGCCAGAUGUCAUGGAGGCCUGGUGGCCAGCAGCAGGGUCUAACUUGUCAGCCAAUCUGGCGGGGAAUCGGGCUGUUCGGUCCCCUACGGAUCUGGGGUGUUUGUGCUGGCUGGAUUUGUGUUGCUGCAGCAGCUGACUGGGGACAGUCUCCAGAGCUGCUGCCAGCUUUCUUCCUGGUGAGGUGGUCUGUAGUGGCGGGGAGUGAGGCGGAGGACACACCAUGAUUCGAGGCUCUGGCUUACGUUAGCUACAUAGACAUGAAGCCACGGCUGUGAGCCUUUAGCUCUGGUUAGCAGAAGUCUAAAUUAUUAGCAACUGUCCAUUUCUGAAACACUUAGCUGAUAUUAGUUUUAGAUCUAGAAUUGCCAUCCUGCUAUAGGGGAGGCAGUCGCUUGUUUUUGUUUUUCUAAAUCAAUCACAGUCAAUCAAUUCUGUGACGGUGCCCUUGUAAAAUAGUCUCUAUGGGGAAACACACACACAGUGACAAGGUUAAUUGUUAGCAUGACAUGGCUAACAUUACUUAACACUUAUUAACAGGUUUAACAACAUAGUCGAGCUGUUUCUGUUUGUUAAACAGCUCAGAGUUGGGUGUUAGCACUGCUGCUGUGUUAGCUUGUGCUAACUGGCCGAACUCUGUAGGAAGAAAAUGGCUCCUAAAGAGUGGCAACAGAAAUUUUGCUGAUCAGGAUGGUCUGAGAUCAGAACCCUGGCUCAAAAGGAUCGCAUUCAGGUAUCAUUUGACUGUUUGAGAGUUUGAGAGGAUGUGCAAAUCAAGUCUGAUCGGCCAUGUCAGAAAACGGAGCAACAUCGGGCAAGAGUGUCCUGUGAGACAGAGUCUGGGCUUUGCAGAGGGGCAUUUGCAAGUUGUUUUAUUAGUUGUAGGCCUUUACAUCAAUUCACCAAAAGAACAAAGCAGGCAAGACUUACUGCAUGAUCCAAAUCUCCAUUAUAACUUGCCAGUUUCAGUGUGUGGGUUGAUCGCAUCAAGGUUGUUGUUUCCCGUAGCAAAGGGGAUUUUGAAAACGGUAACAGGCAGAGAGCGGAAGGGAGAAUGCCGGCCAAAAUAGUCGGCCCACGGCAGGUUUAUGGCCACAGUCUACAUUGGAUGAGUCAGACUAUGCCGAUACUAACACAUAUUUUGUUUAAUUUUAAUAGCAACUUCCUCUGCAGAAUACUCCACAAUUGAAUCAGGCUGUCCCUAAGGAGACAUGCACAUGCAUCUGCAUUUGUAGAACAGCCAAUAGGAAUGCCUUUCAGUUGCAGACGGGUAAACUGUCCAGUCAUUUCAUUUGGUCUGAAUGAAAUGACUGGACGGGCUUAUUACAAGUCUUUUUCCUGAGUUUUUCAUUUAUUGAUUGCAGUCAGGAUGUGAAGAGAAUUUUCAACAAAUAUAACAAAAAAAGCUUUUUAAAACAAGUUGCCUACCCUCGCUUGAAUAUGAAGAUUUCUAUCUUGAAUCAAAUGGUGCAUCUUUGUGCACGAUCGUACACUGGAGGUUAUGUUUCUGUGAUAAAUGAGCAUCAGAGUGAUCCUGUGCUGAGUCUGCCAACCAGUGCGCCUUCCCAUAUAAACAGCAUGUAUAGCAAAUAAAUUAGCAUCUUGAAACUUAACUGUAAAUAUCCUUUAUGCUAAUAUUUUUGUAUAUAUCAUCUUUAUAAUUUAUUCCUUUUAAAAAUAACCCAAUUGUUUAUUUUGCUUUGGCGUCAUCGUUCAAACUUUAAUGUUUAUGGUACUUUUAUGGGUUAAAUAACAUCUGACAAUAACGAUAUAAGUAUAUAUUAUAGAAACACUUUUACAUUACAAGUAUGUCUUUAUUUUUUGUGCACGUAUUUCUGUGAAACGUAUCUUGGUUGUACAUUUUCAGUCUGACAGAACUGGUGAGAUCAGCUCCAUGUCCCCUGACUCCCCACACCUCUGUCCUGCCAGAUACUGAUCCUCUACCAGCGUUACUCCUUCCCAUAAUACAAUCAAAACCACAAAUGUUUACAUCGUGAUAAUCUUCGAAUCAUUUUGGUGCUGCUUCAGAGGCUGGUUAAUGAGCAGGUAAUCAAAUGUCACUAUUGUUUGUUUUUCUGGGUACAUUGUUUGUGUGCUGCCAUCCUCUGUGCUUCCACGAUCGCUUGAUGGUUUGAUUCCAGCUUGUUUUUCAUAAAGCUCCUUAUGGUUUAAUAACUCCAUGAAGAAGAUGAUGUGACUGCCACGAAUGGGAGGAGUUUGAUGUAGCGUCUACUGUGUCCUGUGGACAUGGGUUAUGCCACAAUGAAUGCAUUGAGCUGCAUGGGUGUUGUCAGGUUGGGUGUCCACUUCCUUUUCUCGACCUGUCUCACUGAAUGCUGAUGAGCAAAAGUGCAUGAAAAAAAAGAUCAUAUUGUUUGUAUGCAGCCUUGCUUACAAGCCAAGGACAUUUCCUGUGGGGUUCUGUGGGUCCUCUUUCUGGCUAUGCAGAUAUUUUUUAAAAUCUGUGAUAUUCAUAUAUAUACUCUUUUCUACUGUAUCCAAUGGGAAUUUUCAGAUAAAUAGCUCUUUGUUAAAUCCUACUGAAUAUUGUUCAAAUUUGAAAGUACGUUUGAAUAAAAUUUGUAUAUUGCCAACCGUA